Messenger RNA from Megalops cyprinoides (Indo-Pacific tarpon), 1571 nucleotides. It is a transcript of the gene fxn, whose product is annotated as frataxin. Gene Ontology annotation, biological process: iron incorporation into metallo-sulfur cluster; intracellular iron ion homeostasis. Gene Ontology annotation, cellular component: mitochondrion. The transcript is spliced from 6 exons. Bases 49 to 708 code for a protein of 219 amino acids. The record is from RefSeq and is a predicted model, not a curated record. Gene Ontology annotation, molecular function: ferric iron binding; ferroxidase activity; ferrous iron binding. Lineage: Eukaryota; Metazoa; Chordata; Actinopteri; Elopiformes; Megalopidae.
UCGAUUCGAAGACACUCGCGUGUGUCGGUUCUGUAACAUUGCGGGUAGAUGAACAUGUCAAGGUUGACAAGUAAGAGACUGUGCAUUUAUCGAUUUAUUCGUAACCUGAACACAAAACAUGACUCAUGUGGUAUUAACACCUCUCCCAGGACGACCAGAUUCCUGUCUAAUGAAAACCACUGCGGUCCUCGGCACAAUCUUUCCGCAGUUUCUUCUAGGUGUGGGGGAUCAACAGCACAACGACUAACCGCAUCGUUGAAGUUGUACGAUGCAGGACUGCAGGGGAUAACACGUACGAGAAGUAUCCACAUAUCAGCUUCUACAAAUGCAGAACAUGCAUCCCAGAUUAGUGAGAUCUCUGAGGCCACCUAUGAGAAGCUGGCGGAUGAGACCCUGGAUGCCCUGGCUGAAUAUUUUGAGGACCUGAUGGACGAGUCUUUUACAUCCACGGAGUACGACGUCACCUUCUCUAGUGGAGUGCUGACCGUGAAAGUGGGCGGCGACCACGGGACUUAUGUCAUAAACAAGCAGACGCCCAACAGGCAGAUCUGGCUCUCUUCUCCAACGAGCGGGCCAAAGCGCUACGACUGGACGGGCGAGAGAUGGGUGUACGCGCACGACGGCGUUGGCCUGCACAAGCUGCUCUCCAGAGAAUUCUCUGUCAUUUUCAACUCUAACAUGGAACUGUCACAUCUGAUUCAUUCCUGACCGAAAGUUCAAAGAGAGAAUGUUCUGAUUUUUACGAAAAAAAGAGAGUUUUCCCUAAAAGAUUAGCAUUUGACAUACCCCUGUUGCGAAAGCCAUACAAAAAACCCCAACACUGUACAAUCAGUUUCUGUAAGUGAGGUGUGCACUGUCUGUAGAAGUAGUAAUUUAAUACAGUGAUUGGAAAAAAGCACUCAGAUUAAAGUACUAUGACAGACAAAUGUAUGUAUUUGACCCACUUACAGGCAAUAUUAUGUAAUAUUACUAUUUGUUCAUUCAUGUGAGUGUUGAGAUUUUUUUUUCUCAUGGAAAUGGAACGCAUUCUCCCUGAUGCUAUAAUGGUAUAGUGUUGUAGCCAUCAUUUCAGCUACCAUCGACUUAUUACAGUAGAGGAUCUGUUAGUGUCUUUAGGGUUCACCAAGCAAUUGACAGUUGAAGAUGCCAAUAACUGUCAGCAAAUGGCACAUUUUUCACAUCCAGCUCACACCUGCUCAUCAUUUUAGUUGACACAGCUUCUUUCUAGAUUCAGUGGUUCAGUUAAAUCUGUUCUUUCACUCCCAGAAGCCAGUAUUUGCGUCUGUGUAACGGCUUUCCUUAAACCAUACACGUGGAUCAUAUUCCGCACAUUUGGCGGAUUAUGGAGUACAGAUGGACAGAAGAUUCUUUUGUCCUUAAGCUUGUGUCUGUUUAUCCAGGGGUCGCACUUCAACUCACGUUUCUUUUCUCAUAUUUUACGUGUAGCUGAAAAAGUGCUUUGAAGUUUAUAUGUGUAUAUACUCUAUGCUAAAAUUCCUCAAAUAUAAAGAUGUAUAACUCAGAUUGUAUCUGUGUAAAUAACUUGAAUGAGAAUAAAGACAACAUUCAAA